Lynx canadensis (Canada lynx) is the source of this 3941-nucleotide messenger RNA. RefSeq names its product NHL repeat containing 3 (gene NHLRC3). NCBI's taxonomy places the organism in Eukaryota, Metazoa, Chordata, Mammalia, Carnivora, Felidae. Gene Ontology annotation, biological process: proteasome-mediated ubiquitin-dependent protein catabolic process; negative regulation of translation; protein polyubiquitination. Gene Ontology annotation, molecular function: ubiquitin protein ligase activity; translation repressor activity; protein binding. The record is from RefSeq and is a predicted model, not a curated record. Bases 298 to 1500 code for a protein of 400 amino acids. The transcript is spliced from 7 exons.
GAUCGCCCCAAGGGGCGGAAAAGGGUGGUCAGUGGGUCAGCCCGAGCCGCGUGACCUGGGGGCGUGGACCCCGAACGCACCAGGAAACCGCUACCCGAGAUCUGAUUUUGUCUCACCCCGAUCUGUGCUCUCCUCUAUGUUUUCAAAACCCGUACAUCCAGGGAGAGGGAAUUGGAGAUAGGAGCUUCGACCCCGAGGUUGGGCCGACGCCCUAUGCGGCGACGAACGGCGUGGACCUGAGAGCGUUCGGUGGCCCCCAGCCGCCUGCGGACCCUUCCGUCUCGUCAUGGCGAGAUUAUGGGUCGGCCUGGCAGGCGCUGGCUUCUUUCUUGCAUUACUGGUUUUGCAUUCGCGUUUUUGUGGCUCACCGGUGAGUUGAGCAGUGAAGACGUGUCGGGUGUGUGGACGGCACCGUUGAGAGGCGACGCCGCUGUUGUGGGGUGGAGGUGGCGGGCCCUGGCUCCCGCACUGGCUUGUCUCAAAACCCCCACCCGGGCCGAACUGCCGACGUCCUGCUUUGUCUCUUCGGGUUUGAAAGUUUUAAGGAAAUUUGCUUUUCAAGUUUCCUGGACAACCAAGGAAAUUCUUUACCGGCUGGAUGUGGAAUGGCCUAAUCGUCCAGAAUACUUUACUGGAACAACAUUUUGUGUUGCAAUUGACUCCCUCAGCGGAUUGGUUUACGUAGCCCAGAGAGGGGAUAACAUCCCAAAGGUAUUAGUGUUCACAGAGGAUGGAUAUUUCCUACGAUCCUGGAAUUACACAGUUGACACACCUCAUGGUAUAUUUGCAGCCAGUACACUACAUGAACAGUCUGUCUGGAUCACGGAUGUAGGAAGUGGAUCCUAUGGUCAUACUAUUAAAAAAUACAAUUCCUUUGGUGAUCUUGUUCAAGUGUUGGGUACCCCAGGCAAGAAAGGCACUGGUUUGACUCCCCUACAGUUUGAUAACCCCGCAGAAUUGUAUGUAGACGACACAGGAGAUAUUUACAUCGUGGAUGGAGACGGAGGAUUGAAUAACAGAUUGAUCAAAUUGUCCCAAGAUUUUAUGAUACUUUGGCUGCAUGGAGAACGGGGGACAGGGCCUGCCAAGUUCAACAUACCUCACAGCGUUACAGUUGAUUCGGCUGGUCGGGUAUGGGUUGCUGACCGAGGAAAUAAAAGAAUUCAAGUAUUUGAUAAAGACACUGGGGAGUGGUUAGGAGCAUGGAAUAAUUGUUUCACAGAAGAGGGACCUUCUUCAGUCAGAUUUACUCCUGACGGGAAGUACGUGAUCGUAGCCCAGCUGAAUCUCAGCAGGGUCUUACUGGUGGCCGCACCCCCAGUGGGAAGCAUUGGCAACUGUUCCGUGAUCAACACAAUCCAACUAGCAGACCAGGUUUUACCUCAUCUCGUAGAUGUCAGCGGGAAGACUGGAGCAAUCUAUGUAGCCGAAAUCGGAGCAAAGCAAGUGCAAAAAUAUGUCCCAGUGGAGGGCUAUUUUCCUUCGUUCACACAUUCAUAAUGUUUCUUUUCCCGGAGAUGUUUCAAGUGGAAGUUCAGAUUCUCAAAUUCAUUGUCAUGUCCUCACAAAUAACGUUCAGGCACCAGUAUUUGUUUCUUUAUUUUCCCAUGAUCUAGUGAUGAGAAGAAUUUGUUCUUAUAUCCUUCAGAACCAUAUGUUUUGUUGCUGUUCUCAUGACUUAGUUUUACUUGUAAGUGCAUAAGGCUGUUUUAACAAAGGAAAUGUAAUUCUAAAAAAUGGGAUCUGAAAGAGGGACUAAGACCAUAAGGUAGGUAUUUGCCCAGGUAGACUAAUCCUCCCUGGGAGGAAGAGGGAAAGGAAUAAAAACGGGUUUUGCAGCAUAUAUUGAACUUCAUGUGAAGGACUACCGACCUCCAGUUUGUUCACCUUAUAUAAAAUGUACCUUUUGAGCGAUUGAGUCAGAUGGGCUCUUGAUCAGUGAGUACCCACAGGCUGCUAGCUCCUAAAGAUUCAGAGAGGAAGAAUCAGGACUUACCUGUGUGAGCCUGUUCAGUAGCAUCUAGUCCAGUGGGAGACAAGUGUGCAAACUGAUACAAGCGUGUCAGCAGGCCUCAAGCGUGUCUUGUAGGAACAUGACGUCUGACUGAGAGAAUCCUGGAGAUUUUGCAGGGAAAGUCCAUUCGAGCUCCCGACUUGAGAAACCAAAGAGGGGAAAACAAGGUGGUCCAAAUGGACAAGCUGUAAAAAGUUACAGACUUGCUGAGAACCCUGAUAGGCUUUCUUUUAAAAGCCCAGCUUGGCCUGGGUCCUUUAGCUGUAAGAUACUUCGUCUCAACCUCUAAAUGUAGGAAUAAAACAGCAGGCAUUUAAGCACUUUACUGAAAGGGAUCUUUACAAGUACUAACUGGGAUGUUUUUUAAUUAAAGGUACGACUGAAAAUAGGGCCCUUCAUUCCUUUUUUCCUCCUUCCCUCCCUCCCGACCUUCCUCCCUUCCUUACCUUCUUUUUUUAAAACAUGAACCCAGUUCAUUCCUAACAUCUGUCUACCUCAAAGAAGUUUUAGAAUUGUAUAUAUGGGGAUCUGUUAAGGUGAAUAAUUUCUUAGCUUUCUAUUUCUACGUCUCUCUACCCUUUGGUCUGAAUACCAGAUGAAAGACCAUCUUUUCGGUUCUAGUUCAUUCUAGGUUCUGUUCAGACCUCGCCGUAUGAUGAUGUCAACUCAUUCGUCCCCUUCUUCUUGUAUUCACCUCCCUCCUUAUCCCGGACUUGCACUGUAAAUCGUGUAGCAUGUGAGAAAUCUUGGGCUGACUUUCCUCAUCACCCAUUGUAGCUGCCGUCUGUUUUCCAGACCUCAAGGAAUUCAUACUAUUUUGAUGCUCGGAUCAUAUCUUGACACAGUUAGAAAGUUAAAUCUACCAACAGGAAACUGUCCUGUGUUCCAAGGCCUUUGAUAAGUGUGUUUGUGCCACUGACCAAGCUGUAUGAUCUUCAGUGAGUCUUCUUAGUUUUUCUCCUUAGUAAAAUGGGAGCAUCAUUUCCUUCCUCCUUCAGAAAUGCUGCAAGGAUCAUAUGUACGACAGAUACAAAUGUGCCCUUUGAAAUCUAAGCUCCCAGGGCAUUCGAGGCAGAAAUUCUUAAACAGAGAUCCUUCCAGCUGCUUAAUUUACCUGAUAGCAACUCUCCAGCUUGCCUUAAUUUUGCGUUGAGUGCUUUUUUCAAAACCUAUCGUCGUGAACUUUAUGCAGCUUAGCAAAUAUAGUGAAUUUAUUUGGAUAGAAGGAAGUGAUUUGAGAGUUUUGUUUUGUUUUGUUUUUAAGCCAGGACAAGAAGUGCAAAUACCUCUUAGAAGGAAUACAGGUCAGGUAAACUGAUCUUGUCAUUUUAAAAAUGUUAUAGUUAACUUUGUUUUAUGCCAGUUUCUUAUAAAACUUGUUGAAAGUAUUGUUGCCAUAUAUCUUGCUAAAAGCGUUUAUUAGCAUACUUGUAAUCAUAGUAUUUCACUUUUUUCCUUUGGGUUAAUUGGUUAAAUGAUUGAGAAAAUGUGUUGUAUUUUGACUAAAAAAUACGAAUUAAACUUUUGGAAAGAAAAGGCAGUAUUAUCUGGCUCUCUAAGUAAUGUUUGAUUUUAUUGUUAUGAAAGCAGUUUUAGAACUUCUUAUUCUGUUAAAGAAUUUCAGCCAUCCUGAUAGCACAAGUUGGCACUGAGAGAAUAUCCUUCAUUCACGUGUAAAGUAUAGGCUAGAUCUCCCGGAGGGGAGAUUACUUUUCUAAAUUAGGAAACCAAAGACUGUAUCUUCCCUAACCCCUAUUAGAACAUCGGGUCUCUAUGAUGGAAUUAUUUGUCCGCAGAGGCAGCCUGUGUGAAAUCAAGAGGGUAAACUAAGAAGACCCAUAUAAUUUGUGCUUCGGUCACUUACCAGGUCAAAAGACCGCUUCAAGCAUUGCGGUCGUCAGGCUAAAUAAAGGCAGUCAAGUCCCAA